Molecule: messenger RNA, 2796 nt
Organism: Myxocyprinus asiaticus (Chinese sucker)
Lineage: Eukaryota; Metazoa; Chordata; Actinopteri; Cypriniformes; Catostomidae
Product: Fc receptor-like protein 5
Exons: 19
Coding region: 91-2724 (877 amino acids)
Biological process (GO): cell surface receptor signaling pathway
Molecular function (GO): transmembrane signaling receptor activity
Source: RefSeq, a predicted model, not a curated record
CUGUUUCUGAAGUGUGAAAUGACGUUUGAACACAGGAAGUGUUUGGUUUAGACACACAUCACUGUUAAAACAGAUCAUUAAUGUGACAGUAUGGAGUCCAGUGUGCUGCCUCUUAUACUCUUGCUGAUGUCUAACAGCUACUCUGAACAUACUUCAGGUUCUGUUGUGAAGGCAGAUUCAGAGACAGGAGGAUCUAAUUCACAAGAGAUUCCUAAACCUGUUCUGACUGUAAAUCCUAAAACAUCACCGAUAUUCAGAGGAGAGACUGUCACUCUCACAUGUGACGUACAGAUGACAGAAGUGACAGACUGGACAUACGGAUGGCGGUGUGAUGGUGCUGAUGUUCCCUAUAAAGAGAGAGAGUACAUGAUUACUGUACAAAACAACAAGACCUGCAUGUGUAGCAGAACAUCUCAGCAGAACAGCUCUCACUGGAGUAAUGAAGUGACUCUCACUGUGAUUGAGAUUCCUAAACCUGUUCUGACUGUAAAUCCUAAAACAUCACAGAUAUUCAGAGGAGAGACUGUCACUCUCACAUGUGACGUACAGGGGACAGAAGUGACAGACUGGACAUACGGAUGGCGGUGUGAUGGUGUUUAUGUUCAACACUCUUAUGAGAAAGAGUUCAAGAUUACUGCAACAUACAGCAGAUACAGCCAUAAAUGCAAGUGUUACGCUAUCAGCACAUCUAGACAAUUCACCUCUUCCUGGAGUAAUGAAGUGUCAUUUACUGUCAUCGAUAGAAAACCUGUUCUGACUGUAAAUCCUAAAACAUCACAGAUAUUCAGAGGAGAGACUGUCACUCUCACAUGUGACGUACAGAUGACAAAAGUGACAGACUGGACAUACGGAUGGUUUUGUGAUGGUGCUGAUGUUCAACACUUUUAUGAGAAAGAGAUCAAGAUUACUGCAACAUACAGCAGUUACAGCCAUAAAUGCAAGUGUUACGCUAGAAGAACAUCUACACUAAUCAGCUCUUCCUGGAGUAAUGAAGUGUCAUUUACUGUCAUCGCGAGACCAAAACUUGUAGUGACUGUAAAUCCAGAUCAUCAUGUGUUCAGAGGAGAGACAGUCACUCUCACAUGUGACAUACAGAGAGAAACACACACUGAGUGGAGAUACAGCUGGUUUAAAGAUGGUUUAGUCAAUCCAGUCAGCACUGAGAGAGUGUACAGAAUCACAUCUGACAAAUCUCACAGUGGUAAAUACAGCUGUAGAGGAGAGAGGAAACAAGACUCACAGAGAUCAGACAUCAGUGAUGCUGUUACACUGACUGUAUCAGACUCAAAGCUCAAUCCUGAACUCACAUCAGAUACUGCAGGAGCUGCACUGACAGGAAACACGGUGACUCUGAUCUGUCACAUGACUCAGACUGCUGGAUGGGACUUUUACUGGUACAAACACACACAGAACUCUGAGAAAAAGAAGACAGAAACAAACUCCUACAGAGUCCAUAUUGAUUCAGUGUCUGAUGGAGGUCAGUACUGGUGUAGAGCUGGAAGAGGAGAACCAGUUUACUACACAAACUACAGUGAUGCACUGUGGGUCAAUGUCACAGCUCAACGUCCCUCAGUGUCUCUGAUCAUCAGUCCCAGCAGAAGACAACACUUCUCAUCUCACUCUCUCUCUCUGAGUUGUGAGGGUCAAAGUCACUCUAUAUGGACAGUGAGAAGAUACACAGACAGUGAGAGAAUGAAAGAUUGUUCAUCUACAGGAUCUACAUGUAAAAUCAGCUCCCUUAAAACAUCUGACACUGGAGUAUACUGGUGUCAGUCUCAAUCUGGAGAAAACAGUCAACAUAUCAACAUCACAGUACACGAUGGUGAUGUGAUUCUGGAGAGUCCAGUUUAUCCUGUGAUUGAGCGAGAUACUCUGACUCUACGCUGUUUACAUCGAUCUACAAACUCCUCAAUCCUCACAGCUAAUUUCUAUAAAGAUAGAUCACUCCUCCAGAAACAGACGACAGGAGAGAUGAGCAUCCCUACUGUCUCAAAGUCACAUGAGGGUUUCUACUCCUGUAAACACGGAGAGAGAGGACAGUCACCCGAGAGCUGGAUCUCAGUCACAGUCUCAGACGGUUCAUCUACUCGUCUGGUGAUUUGGGUGGUUGCGAGUGUCGCCUUGUUACUCAUCAUCUCACUGAUCCUGCUGUGGAGAUACAAAAACAACAAAGAUCAGCAGUGUAUCAACCAACAGACAUCAGUUCAGAAUCAGAGGACACGACCUGGAGAAUCCCAGACAGAAAACUGUCCUCUACAGUCUGCAGGUUAUUAUCACAUUUAUGAUGAUCUGGAUACAAAAUAUAAGAAGAGCACAGGAGCAUCAACAGAUGAGGUCACAUAUUCAGACGUCACUAUUAAAAACAAGAUAUCUGUGGAUAAAGAUGAUACCAUGCCCGUGGCAAAUAAUGUGACAUAUUCAGAAGUCAGAACAAAAGUGAAGAAAUUCAAAAGUAAAGACGUUGAGACUUCAGGACCCGCCGAUUUGACUUACGCCCAGAUCAAUAUACACAACACAAAGAAAGCCAAGGGCAAAGAUGCUGGAAAAAGAGAUGUUUUAACUGAAAUGAAAACUAAGAACAAUCAAAGAGGGAAAAGCAGUGAGUGUGGAAACACUGUUUACUCUGAUCUGAAGCAGAACACAGACAGAGGUGACAGUGCUGGAGUCGAUGCAACUUAUGCUCAAGUUUUUAAUCACCAAAAGAAAAAAACCCGGAAGAAUUGAUCAAGUUCAACGAUUUUAAAAUGCACACAUUUACAUGUAGAAGAAACACUGAAAUCAAUCAAUGAUCAGCUC